This is a messenger RNA of Sinocyclocheilus grahami, 653 nucleotides long. Its product is annotated as sclerostin domain-containing protein 1-like. Gene Ontology annotation, molecular function: BMP binding. The record is from RefSeq and is a predicted model, not a curated record. Bases 32 to 640 code for a protein of 202 amino acids. Gene Ontology annotation, biological process: negative regulation of BMP signaling pathway; negative regulation of Wnt signaling pathway. Lineage: Eukaryota; Metazoa; Chordata; Actinopteri; Cypriniformes; Cyprinidae. The transcript has 2 exons.
UCAAAGAGACACUGAACCGAACUCUUUUGCAAUGCCCCUCAACACAUGCGAAUACCAGCUGCUGUUUCUGCUCUGCUUUCUGAUAAAAAGCUGCCAUGCUUUCAAAAAUGAUGGUACUGAAGAGUUUAAUGGGCACAUGGGCGCAUCAUCUCACCAGACUCCAAAUAAUGCCUCCUCAAAUCGAGCGCGCAACGGAGGAAGACGAACGGAGAGCCGAGACCAAACCGAACAGCACCAGGUCGGUUGCAGGGAGCUGAGGUCCACUAAAUAUAUAUCUGACGGCCAGUGCACUAGCUUGAAUCCCGUUAAGGAGUUAGUGUGUGCUGGAGAAUGUCUACCCACACACCUGCUGCCCAACUGGAUCGGUGGAGAUCACUACUGGAGCAGACGGGACGCCCAGGAGUGGCGCUGUGUCACUGAACGCACACGCAUCCAGCGCAUUAAACUCCAGUGCCAGGACGGCAGCACACGCACCUACAAGAUCACCGCCGUCACAUCCUGCACCUGCAAGAGAUACACGCGCCAAAACAACGAGUCCUCUCACGCACCUCAGAGUCCCUCAAAGGAUCAUCCACUGCAGAACCCCAAGAAGAAAAAAACCAAAAAUAAAAACUCAAAGCUUAAUUCUAAAAAUGAAUAGAUAUGAGAACCUC